Molecule: messenger RNA, 1014 nt
Organism: Epithele typhae
Lineage: Eukaryota; Fungi; Basidiomycota; Agaricomycetes; Polyporales; Epitheliaceae
Product: HET-domain-containing protein
Exons: 1
Coding region: 1-1014 (337 amino acids)
Source: RefSeq, a predicted model, not a curated record
AUGUGGCUUCUUAGCACGGAUCGCGCCGAGUUACGGUUCUUCAACGGCCCACUCGACGUAUCCGAAGGCUUCGCCAUCCUUUCGCACAGAUGGGACGACCACGAGCAAACCUUCGAGGAUGUUCAAGCCCUCCGUCUUCAAUGCAAAGCAGACGGCACCAACCCCCGCAAGCUCGUCUGCACGAAGAUCCGCGAAAGCUGCAAGCUGGCGGAGAAGCACGGUCACAAGUGGCUGUGGAUCGACACCUGCUGCAUCGACAAGCGGAGCAGCGUCGAGUUAUCCGAGGCGGUCAACUCCAUGUUCCGGUACUAUUCUCUUUCGAACAUUUGCUAUGCCUAUCUCCGCGACGUCCCUGCCAGGUCUGACGAGGGCUGGGAGCUCAAAUUCAAGCAGAGCGUGUGGCACGACCGCGCGUGGACCCUCCAAGAGCUCAUCGCACCCAAACUCCUCCUCUUCGUCUCUUCCAAGUGGACCAGUCUCGGGACCAAGGCGGAGCACGCAGAGCUCAUCAAUAGCAUCACAACGGUUCCCGCAGAAGUCCUGUGCCUGGAGCAAGAUAUCUCGGAGAUCAGCAUCUACGAUCGCAUGGUGUGGGCCGCAGCACGCCGUGCAACCAAGGUGGAAGAUGAAGCCUACAGCUUGAUGGGUAUAUUCGGGAUCAACAUGCCGAUUCUGUAUGGAGAAGGCCAGCAUGCGUUCUACCGUUUACAGGAGGAGAUCAUGAAGACCUCAACCGACACGUCCCUGUUCGCCUGGGGAGGAUGGAAUAACUUCAGGACCCCUACAGCUUCAAGAUCGCCAUCCCCGCAGGCGGAGUCAGCAGGACCGGAUUACUGCUCGAUACAUGAGGACUCUGGCCACUAUCUUCUCGCCCCAUCUCCUAUCGUUUUCAACGCGCGUAGACCCGGAAUUCGGUUCCAUGUAAGAAUCACUUUCACUUUUUCAGCUGAACGAACGGUUAAAUUGACACUAUUCUGUUCAGGUUGGCUCCGGUACUGGCAACAUGUCGAUUGA